CCCCGCCCCCCCCCCGCGCGCGCGCCCCCCCCUCCCAGCCCCGCCCCUCUCUCGCUCGUCGCCAUUUUGUGUGAAGGCGGCGGCGGCAUCGCGUCGAGGCGAAGAGGAUGUCCUUUGAGCCGGUGGGUAACGGUAGCCUGAAGAUAGAAGAGGCAAUGGACGAAGAGCCAAUGGACACUACAACAGCGGCCGCCAACCACUCGGAGCACUUCCAGGCUCUGCUGGACUCGGGCAUUGGGUGGAAAGUGGCAGAGAAACUCAACGAGAUUUACCUGUCAGGGCUCGUGACCCACGGGGACUUGGACGGGCGAGCUUUGGAAGCACUGCGAGAGUUUAGCGAGGAGGGGGCGUUCGCUGUGCUGCAGCAGUUCAAGGAGAGCGACCUUUCGCACGUGCAGAACAAGAGUGCAUUCCUUUGCGGCGUAAUGAAGACCUACCGGCAGAGGGAGAAGCAAGGGGGGAAGGCCCCAGAAACCAACAAGGGGCCUGACGAGGCCAAAAUAAAGGAACUGCUGGAGAGGACUGGCUACACACUAGAUGUGACAACAGGGCAGAGGAAGUAUGGAGGGCCACCCCCAGAUGCAGUUUACAGUGGACAACAACCAGGCACGGGCACCGAGGUGUUUGUUGGCAAGAUCCCACGUGACUUGUUCGAGGACACAUUGGUGCCGCUGUUUGAGAAGGCGGGCCCCAUCUGGGACCUGCGACUCAUGAUGGACCCACUCACCGGACUUAAUCGAGGCUACGCGUUCCUCACCUACUGCAGCAAGGAUGCUGCUCUUGAGGCUGUCAAACUGUGCGACAACUACGAGAUCCGGCCAGGAAAGCACGUGGGCGUUUGCCUGUCCGUAGCCAACAACCGCCUCUUUGUGGGCUCUAUCCCCAAGAGCAAGACCAAGGAACAAAUUAUGGAGGAGUUUCAAGACAUAACAGAGGGCCUCACGGACGUCAUCUUAUACCAGCAAGUGGAGGACAAGCGCCGCAACCGCGGCUUCUGCUUCUUGGAAUUUGAGGACCACAAGACGGCAGCUCAGGCGCGGCGCCGCCUCAUGAGCGGCAAGAUCAAGGUGUUCGGCAUCCCCGUGUCGGUGGAGUGGGCUGACCCCAUCGAAGAGCCCGACCCAGAGAUCAUGUCCAAGGUCAAAGUGCUGUUCGUGCGCAAUCUGGCAUCGGCUGUGACGGAAGAGAUUCUGCAAGACACGUUCUCUGUGUUUGGCAAGCUGGAGCGCGUCAAGAAGCUCAAAGACUACGCCUUUGUGCAUUUUGAAGAUAGGGACGAUGCCGUCAAGGCCAUGGACGAGAUGAACGGGAAACCGCUUGAAGGGGAGCCCCUUGUGAUUGUGCUUGCAAAGCCGCCUGACAAGAAAAAGAAGGACCGGCAAGCCGAGCGACAGGCACAGCGCUUCAUGUCCCGGCAAGGAGGAUAUGAGGAACAUUAUUUCCGCAGCGUACGGGGAGGACGAGGCCUUGGGGGCCGCUCUGCAUACGCCUACCCACCCGACUAUUACCCCGGCUACGAUGACUACUAUGACGACUACUACGCAGGCUACGACUACCACGGCUACCGCGGCGGCUACGAGGACCCCUACUACGGCUACGACGAUGGCUACCGGCCACCCAGGGGAGGCGGCGUCAUGAUGCGUGGCAUCGGAGCCCUGGGCCGGGGCAGGGCGUUGGCGCGAGGGGGCGGCCGGGGAGGCAUCGGCGGCCCUUCCCAGCGCGGCACCCCCAGGGGUGGCGGAGGAGGCCCCCUCUCUCGUGGCCGAGGCCGCGGCGGACGAGGCCUGCGGGGUGCCAGGGGAGGCCGGGGAACCGGUAACCUCGGAGGCAAACGCAAGGCAGACGCCUACAACCAGCCGGACUCCAAGCGCCGCCAGAUGGGGAACCGGGGAGGGGGUGCCUGGGGAUCUCGUCCCAUCGCACAGAAGCCCCUGCAAGCGGGUGGCGGUGGCGACUAUGGCGGUAACUAUGGUUACAGCUCUGCAGACCAGGAGUUCUAUCAGGAUUCCUACGGGCAGCAGUGGAAGUGAAGUGGCAGAGGCAGAGCCAAGCCCAAAUGUGCCUGCCUCCUCUUGCGCAUUACCCUCCUGUAGGUUUGUGGGUUAGAUACCUCCAUAAUCCCCCACCCUCUGACGUACCCUCCCAGCUCUCCCCAUUCCUUACCCCUCUCAGUGAUUUGUUAGGUAUGUAUCUUCACUUCAUUUAUGGUAUAUCUUGGCAUUUAAAACAAAGCCGCCCAUUUUUCUGUUGCAUUUAGUUGCAUUGGCUUACUUCAACCGGACAUCUGCACACACCCAUGGUGGUCGCCUUAUCAGGCGAAACAAAGAUCAGUUUUCGACGCUGUCUGGCCCGAUGAGAACCUGCCAAGAUUUGAGAGAUGAAGAAGGCAUUCCAUUUUGGCUACUGUGACUCUGGCCAAAAUUUAUUUUUAUGGCCGAUAUUGCUGAAACGAACAGAAAGUGAAUGUUUUGAAGGGACAGCCCACCAUUGUCAUCUUCCGCAAAACUAAACACAUUUGCUUUUCAUUUCAAUUUGUCUGUAUUUGGGCAUACCGUAAACAUACUCGUGUCCAACAAUGUUCUAAAUUUUGCUGUUACAGAUUUUGCGGUUAAAAUUCUGGUUGUUUGAAUUAGAAAGUGCGCAGUACAUGCUACGUAAUAUGGUAGUCAAAUUUAGACGCGAAAUUUCUUUAUUGGCUUAUGGCUGUCCUCAAGGAUUAUUUUGCUUUGUUGCUUGUUGUUACUGUGUACUCUUUGUUUAUCUGCAUCCAUUAAAUAAAUUUUUUAUAAAUUCAAAAAAAAAAUUGAACAAAACGAUUUCAAGUAUGUGGCGACAAUUUAUUUGGACGGAAUUAAAAAUUUUACACACAAAUGCACGUCCGGUGAUCCACAUACUCCAAGCCCACAUGCAUUAGCAUUCCAAAUUGAAGUGUUCACACAAUGUUGAGUUACGUGUCGAUUAAACAAAAUUGAAAGGUGACCAAAGUUAUUUAAUGAAAACGCCAAAAAAUGUCCUUGCAUUUCACAAGCGAAAAACAUGAAACAUUUCAAAAACACAACUGACAAAAAAGCCUUUCAGUGAAAUUGUGAAACCGUUGAAGUGCACCCCACAACUUCAAAUGGGUGCUUUGUGAAGACUGCUCUCGUGCAUUAGCUCAUAAGAAGCUUGUGUUUUUGUUUGUGUUGUACUUUUGUAUUGGCCAAGAGACAGGGAGAGAAGACGAGGCAUGCGUGGUGUGAGCAUGCUUAAGAGUACAUACCUUUGGGGAGGGACUGCUGUUUAAUGGUUGCUUUUUGUCCCCUGGCUAGCAGGGCAGAGUGCCAGGCCGGUCCUGACCUGUUGUCAUGACGACCUGUCGCUAGGCGGCGUGGUUGCCGUGGAGACUGCUGGCGGGGAGCCCGUUGGUAAGAGCGAGCGAGCGAGACAGACCACGGAUUUUGCUUAGGUCAGCACUGCCUUGGCACCAUCAAACCUCCAUUGUUGCUCUGCACACUGUGCACGUGGAUCACAGCACAAUUCUGCAAUCGACCUGGGGGCUGAAAGACGGGUCUGUGACAGAACCUCUUGACCAGCACUGUAAAGCGAAUGAAAUUUCCCUAAGAAAUCUCGGGGAGGGGCUUGUCAACUUGUGGAAAUUUUGUCUGGUUUGUGUUUUUUUUACAUUCAACUUCUACACGCAAAAUUUUUAUUAAAGGCAGGUUUUACAGGCAGUGCAAGCAAAUAUUGUACUGCGUUUUUAGUACCAAACAAUUGUGCAAUUGCCGUGUCCAUUUUAAGACUUAUUAAAUAUUGCAAGAUGGUGGCAAUGUCUGGAUCUUUUGGGGUUUAGAGCAUAUUUCCUGGAGUGCCUGAUCUAAAAAUACCCAACAAGCCCCGUUGUGGGUCUGAGGUGAAGAAAUUGUGUUAAAAGAACUUUAAUCCUUGUGAACAUUUUCAAGUGAUGAGCUGUGAUCCAGCACUUUUCAAAUUCACUGACGUGUGCUUCUGCUUAUGAACAUGUGUGUUUAAAAAAGGGCUUGAAUCACAAUGUAUUCAAUUAUUUUUAGUGUUUCUAUUCAGCACAUUACACAAAUUCUAAAAGGUACAAAUUGUUAUGCGUGGAGAGGCAAGGAGUUUGAACAUUUUACUUCGAUGCUGUUUUGCCAAAUUUCUCAUCGCAUGGUGGUUUUUGGUAAAGUGAAGACAAAGGGGAAGAAUUUCCAAAUUGCAGUGUUUAAAAAAAGAAGAUCUAACUGCUGUGUUGGAGACCCAAGCAUCCAAAUGUUUCCAAUUUCGGCAAAAUCCUGCGACCCCAUGCGUGAGGCCCUGAUCAAGAAAGUCGCCGAUCGUAAACGUGCUCUCCUCGGCUGAGGAUGCAAAGGCCUAUCCUCUCAAUUUGGUGGUGGCCCUUAAUGUGCUGCUUGUGCUGUGUGUGCUUUUAUGGUAAGUGGUUAUGUAUACCCCCUUUUUUUCUCUCGUUUAUGGAAAAAUUUCUCAAGUUUAAUGAAUGGAAUGUUUAAUAUUAUUUGUGAAACAUCCAUUUGCAAGUGACAUUUUAAUCAUUGCCCAAUUUUUGUUACGGAGUUAAAGCCAUGUAACUGUUAAUUGUGUUCUCAUUUUUUUGUUUUUAGCUGAAAGAUGGAUGUGGUUCUUUGAGAUUCUGCCUGCAAGAGGUAAGUACCAAGGUAAGCUUUGCACAGUGGCCCAUUAAAUGAUGGUGCAUUGAGAGUGGUUCAUUUUUCCCCUAUUGAGUUGCAUUUUGUCCUGACUCCAUGUGAUGAUGGUCCACUAUUGACUGGCUGCAAAUGUGGGGCUUGCCUGCAAUCUAGCACUUCUGGGUUGAGGGAUCGCAUUCCUGGAACUCCCAACUGGAAAUGUUGAGUUUUCCCUUGCCUGGUUUGCCAGGGCGUGGCAUUACAAAAAGUGAAUUUUUCAUCUGUUCAAGGAUAUGUUGCCACCUCCCCCCCCAUUUCUGAGUACGUACUCUGGUUCCUCCUGCACAAACAGCAUUAAUAGUUGGGCAUUUGUUGACGCCAGUUCCAGCAGCUUUUUCGUACCAGGUUCCCUGCACUUGCCGUGUGAAAAACGCAUUCCAACCAGCAUUUUGAGGUGCAAUUUUCAUGGAUAUAACUUCAUUUUUAGUCCGAGCAAUUGAUGUUCAAGAUUGUCACUGAAAAAGUGGGAUGAGCCACAUGCAUAAGCUACAUCGGAACUAAACUAUUGAGUGAACAGUUCUGACAGUAUAAGCACUUCUCAUCUGUAACUCGCUGUUGAAUAAAGUAUGGUUAAAAUGUAA
Lethenteron reissneri (Far Eastern brook lamprey) is the source of this 5275-nucleotide messenger RNA. RefSeq names its product heterogeneous nuclear ribonucleoprotein R-like. Gene Ontology annotation, molecular function: RNA binding. NCBI's taxonomy places the organism in Eukaryota, Metazoa, Chordata, Hyperoartia, Petromyzontiformes, Petromyzontidae. The record is from RefSeq and is a predicted model, not a curated record.